This is a messenger RNA of Loxodonta africana (African savanna elephant), 15641 nucleotides long. Its product is annotated as olfactory receptor 4A8-like. NCBI's taxonomy places the organism in Eukaryota, Metazoa, Chordata, Mammalia, Proboscidea, Elephantidae. Gene Ontology annotation, cellular component: plasma membrane. Gene Ontology annotation, biological process: G protein-coupled receptor signaling pathway. The transcript has a single exon. The coding region runs from base 8158 to 9081 and encodes 307 amino acids. Gene Ontology annotation, molecular function: G protein-coupled receptor activity; olfactory receptor activity. The record is from RefSeq and is a predicted model, not a curated record.
CACACCCUUUUAUUUAAGAGCUCUCUUUGGAAAACAAAGGAUUUUGUUUUUCUUUCAGAAAGUGAGCAUCACAGUCAUAUCACUCAAAAACAGAAAUGGAAAUCUUGACAGAGGCUUCGUUUGUUCUGAAAAUUAUGCUUAUGAAUAUGGUAUACUUCCCCUGAGCCACAUCCCUGGCCAUGUAUCUGUAUGUACAGUUUUGUUUUUAUUAAGGAGUUUUGUUAUGCUGCUCAAUCUUUUAGUGAAUGACUCUCUGAUAUCAAGCAUGAUGUAAAGGGCACUCAUGAUGUCAUUUCCUUGUGUCCCUAUGAAUUCCAAUGACCUUACGCUAGCUGUCUUUCAAAUAGCAUGCAUGUUACCAGUGUAUCAGGGAAAUAUUGAAUCCUGCCUCCUAGUGUUCAUCACUGGGUGGCAGUAUUAGACUUCUGCCAGUGUCUCCAUGUGCAAAUGUUCGUAUAACAGACAUUUCCAAAGUUAUCUGAGCAUUAGGAUUAUGGCUUUCUAAUGCAAAAGCUAUACAAAGAAAAAAGAAGACAAAAGGAGAAUUAGUACAUCUGAAUUGUGGUGUCAGCAAAAGAUAUUUAAAAUACCAUGGACUGUCAGAAGAAUGUAAUGAGUUAACUUACUUUGAGUAUGAUCUUGUCUAAAUUUUAUUUCACAAAAGUGUGAUAAUAUUCUAAGUCAAUCCUUGGGGAAAAGUGUAAAUACAUAUUUCCCUUUUUUCUACAUAUAACUAUGCCUAACAUUUCUCUAAUUCUAAAAGUUCAUUUGGAAGCAGAAAACAUGGAAAUUCAAUUAAAAUUUUGGAAGAUUAAUGAACUGUUGCCAAUAAGAAGAGAGACUAUAAUGUAAAAUUAAAGUCAAGUGAUACUGCUCCAAAAACACACUCAUACACAUAAACUAACCUAAAUUCACAUAUACAUUUAAGAUCAGGGUGUUUCAGUCAGAACGCUUUUGGUUGCAAAUGACAAAAAACUCAACUAAAAACUUUUCGAACUAUAAAUGUACUUAAUAAUUGGUCAUCGUAACUAUAAACUUCAAGGUUAUGGCAAGCUUCAGGGUUAGUUGAUAAAGUGUAUCAAUUUUGUGUAAAGGAGCCAUGCAUGCAAGUAAAAUUUAGCUCACUCAAAGUUAAGGUGCCAGUUUGAAGUCCUAGUCAAGUUGAGUCUUGGUCCAACAAAGAAUGAAGUGAUUAAGACACAUCCUCUUGGAUUGGGAGUUAAAUCUUCAUGUUGUGACUAUUCAUGAAAGCAAUUGCUGAUGGUGUUUGAGAAAUAGAUCAGUAUGGUUCCAGCUGAUCUAGAUUCAGGCUUAGAUCAACAGCAUCUGCUCCAAUCCAGAAGUGCAGAACUGUGAUUACCUGCCUUUUCAAUAAUUAGAAGGUAAAUUUCAGUAACUUACCUAGUCCCAAUGUUCUCUGCCUCUGAGCCAUAAGGUUUAUUGGGUAUAAUGCCUCUAACAGUCAGAGUAAGGCCUUCCUCUACUAGGAAUAUAGUAACGCAUGAGAGCCUGUGACUUGUUCUCCCUUCAUUUUGGAAUAAAUAUUAUCUACUUUAUCUAAAGAAUUAGUCAAUGUUCAAACAUAACAAGAGGUGGCAUAUGAUCAGGAACCUAUGGUACUGAAGGAAGAAGUCCAAGCUGCUCUGAAGGCAUUGGCGAAAAACAAGGCUCCAGGAAUUGAUGGAAUAUCAAUUGAAAUGUUUCAACAGACAGAUGCAACACCUGAAGUGCUCACUUGUCUAUGCCAAGAAAUGUGGAAGACAGCUUCCUGGCCAGCUGACUGGAAGAGAUCCAUAUUUAUGACUAUUCCCAAGAAAGGUGAUCCAACCAAAUGUGGAAACUAUAGAACAAUAUCAUUAAUAUCACACCCAAGCAAAAUUUUGCUGAAGAUCAUUCAAAAAUGGCUGCAGCAGUAUAUCGACAGGGAACUGCCAGAAACUCAGGCCGGUUUCAGAAGAGGAUGUGGAACCAGGGAUAUCAUUGCUGAUGUCAGAUGGAUCCUGGCUGAAAGCAGAGAAUACCAGAAGGAUGUUUACCUACGUUUUCUUGACUAUACAAAGACAUUUGACUGUGUGGGUCAUAACAAACUAUGGAUAACAUUGCGAAGAAUGGGAAUUCCAGAACACUUAAUUGUGCUCAUGAGGAACCUUUACAUAAAUCAAGAGGCGGUUGUUCGUACAGGACAAGGGGGUACUGAUUGGCUUAAAGUCAGGAAAGGUGUGAGUCAGGGUUGUAUUCUUUCUUCAAGCCUAUUCAAUCUGUAUACUGAGCAAAUAAUACGAGAAGCUGGACUAUAUGAAGACGAACGGGGCAUCAGGAUUGGAGGAAGACUCAAACAACCUGCAUUAUGCAGAUAACACAACCUCGCUUGCUGAAAUUGAAGAGGACUUGAAGGACUUACUAAUGAAGAUCAAAGACCACAGCCUUCAGUAUGGAUUGCACCUCAGCACAAAGAAAACAAAAAUCCUCACAAGUGGACCAAUGAGCAACAUCAUGAUAAAUGGAGAAAAGAUUGAAAUUGUCAAGGAUUUCAUUUUACUUGGAUCCACAAUCAACAGCUAUGGAAGCAGCAGUCAAGAAAUCAAAAGACGCGUUGCAUUGGGCAAAUCUGCUGCAAAGGACCUCUUCAAAGUGUUGAAGAACAAAGAUGUUACCUUGAAAACUAAGGUGGGCCGAGCCCAAGCCAUGGUAUUUUCAAUCACGUCAUAUGCAUGUGAAAGUGGACAAUGAAUAAGGAAGACCAAAGAAUUGAUGCCUUUGAAUUGUGGUGUUGGCGAAGAAUAUUGAAUAUACCAUGGACUGCCAAAAGAAAGAACAAACCUGAUUUAGAAGUACAGCCAGAAUGCUCCUUAGAGGCAAGGCUGGUGAAACUGCGUCUUACAUACUUUGAAGGUGUUGUCAGGAGGAAUCAGUCCCUGGAGAAGAACAUCAUGCUUGGCAGAGUACAGGGUCAGUGGAAAAGAGGAGGACCCUCAAGGAGGUGGAUUGACACAGUGGCUGCAACAAUGAGCUCAGGCAUAACAACUAUUGUAGGGAUAGCUCAGAAUUAGGCGGUGUUUCGUUCUGUUGUGCAUUGGGUUUCUAUGAGUCGGAACCGACUCGAUGGCAUCUAACAACAACAACAACAACAUUUUAUUUACUAAUAUAAAAUUCAUAAUUUAGUAUUCACUUUAUUUUAGAAUUUUCUCUUCACAUUACAGACUUUUCUCAUUACUUGCUUGUCUGCUACUUUUUCUUAGCAAGACUCAAGCCUUUUUCCUCUAGGGAUGUCUAGGGAAGAAAACCUUCCAGGAGAGGAAAUUUCAUUUGAAUUUUUUCCAAAUAUUCUAAUAAACUAAUUCAUAAUGAACUUGCAUUGUCUUUCAUUUAAAAUAGUGAUGAUGUAAAAAGCCACACACUAUGUCUGCACAUAUAAAUGGAAGAAUUAUUUCCAGAUAGAAUGACCCAAGAGAUUUCUGAAAAUUCAAAUUCCUGUCCAGGCUGGAGACUCUCUUUAAUUGGCAUCUAGUCCUGUAAAUGGUUUUUUUGUGAUAUUUUCUCUUGAUACAUGUCUCUCAUUGCUUGUAGGAAUUCCUGGAAGGUCAUGAUUUUCUGGAGUGCAGUUGGAGAGAUGUAGGAGCAUUAUUCUAGUGAGGAAAGACAUGGUCUUUGAUAUGCUUUUUGAAUGACUGAAUGUCUGAAAAGUUCUGUUCCUAUCUGUGAGAAGCUCUGUCAUUGGCUUUUCUGGGAAGCUAAAUCCCAGCCUUUGCCUUGUUAGGUACAGAAUUAAUGAGGAGAGAGACAUGAGCAUGACCCUAAAUCCUCAGUCAAAAACUUUUGUUUGCUUCAUUAUAAUUGAUUAAGAAAGAAAAAUUCAAAUAACUAAUUUCAGUGAUUUUUACUUUGUGUCACUAAAUAAUGAGCUUGGCCAGGUUAAUUUCCAUUAAUUUGCCCAGUUUUUACAUAGUCAUGGAAACAUGGCACCCUCAUUGUUCUUCUAGCACAUUUUCCCGACAGGUGAGAAUGUUCAACUGUUUACUAUUAUUUUUAAAAGUCUUCAUUUUCCAGGCAUCUAUAUAUACACUUCCACAGUUAUCUGAAAAAAAAUGGUAUGAUGGGUAGCUUGUGUGGAAGUGUGAAGAGUGUAACCACUUGGAACUAUUUCUGGGCCCACUGAUCAGAUGCACAUUGCCAUGCGUUCUGUGAUUUCAGAUAAAUACAUGAGGUAUGUACGAUUACUCUCAAGAAGCCCUGAUUUUCAGGACCAAGGACAAGAACCAAGAGGUGAGAUUUUGAAACAUUUGAAGGAGGACACUCAUUAAAAAUAUUACAUGAUAUAUAGAAAUAGAGCUAGUUUCUUAAAAAUAUUUCUUUAGGUUUAUUGCUAAUUGGUAAAAUUAAGCAAGAGAAACACAGAAAUUAACCAGAACCUACACAGUCUAUUCCGCUUUAGUAUUUUAUCAGAUAGACGUUUACUGUCCGUUUGCCAGAAAACAAAAGAAGCAUGCUGUGCAUUACAACGAAUUCAGUAGGUCUGUAACCUUGGUUCGUAGGAUAUGCGAUAUGUUAAUAAAGAUUUAUAAUUAAUUUAGAUGUAUUUGAGCUAAAUCAAAAAACCAAACCCAUUGUUGUCAAGUGGAUUUUAACUCAUAGCGACCCUGAAGGACAGAGUAGAGCUACCCCAUAGAGUUUCCAAAGAGCAGCUGGUGGAUUCAAACUACCAACCUUUUAGUUAACAGCCAUACUCUUAACCACUGCACCACCAAGGCUCCAUAUGUGAACUAGAAAAUUUAAAGCUAUGUAUUAUAUCAAGUGUGUCAGGGUGUAAAAAAAUGUCUGUUAUGUCUGGAAGUUUGAUAUGUGCUUUUAAGUGUGAAUGUUUUAAAUGAUGACAACAACCUUACAUAUGUAUGUAUAUAUUAUAUUUACUUAUGUAUAUCUUUUUGUAUAUAUACAAAAUUUUGACAACAACCAUAGUACUAUAUAUGUUUUUUAAAAAAUUUAUACUAAAAGAAACUGGUGAACAGGAAGUACCUUGCCUACUGCCGCUUAGAAAAAAACUGCCGCUUAGAGAGACUUAUAAAUCUGUAAUUGUAAUGUACUAUAUAGAAGUUAUUUUUGUUACUAUGGCAUUUUAAUUAAUAUUUGUAAAAAGCCAUGUCCUUAUAAAAAUAAGUUAAAUGAUUUUUCUUCUAGAAAGGUGUAAACUUAGUGGUUUAAGUUGACAGCCUAGUAAUUAUUUUAGUUUUUAUAGUAUCAAAUCUUUGAGGAGUGAAAUUAUAGUGGAUACUUUACAUACUGAUUGUUUUACAUGGAAAUAAUUUAGCUGGGCAAUAGAAUAUUUAUUUCAGUGAAAUCCAGCAUUGAUUAUUAAUAACAUUAAGGGCACUAGACCUUGCAGAAAAUAAGUAGUUAAAAAACAAUUAGAUAUAAACUAUCUUUACCAUUAUGUUCUUCAAUAGCUGUGCCUUUAUUAAUCUACAGCUUCAAAAAUGGUAGAACUCCUGAAUCACCCAGACAUACAGAGUGCUCAUUACAGCUGGUUUCUAAAAGAAAGCUCAGAAUUCUUCUGCACAGGUUCUUUCCCCUCAACCAAAUCCAUAUAAAUGAAAUCAGCUUGUCUACGUUUGAGAAGUAGUAAUUUGGCAAUUUUCUGCAAGAAUGAACAAUCCUAGAGAUUGUGUUUGUAUCUGUAUAUGUACUGUUCUGUCUUAUCUGAGUUUGUCUUUAACCAGAAGUGCUAGGUCCUCGGAGGGAUCAAUGUUCUUUUUUUUCCUUUGAAUUUUCUUUUCUUUUUCUUCUUUUCCUUCCCUUCCUUUCUCUUUCCUUCUCUCCUCCCCUCCCAUCUUCUCUCCUCUGCUCUUCUUUUUUUGUUUGUUUGUUUUACUCUUGUCUCCCUUUUCCCCUUCCUUUCAUUUCCUUUCCUUUUUCAUUCUUUAUUUUCUAGGAUGGGCUCUGUGUUUAUUUGUAAUGGCUUCCCAGAAAGCCUCCUGAGUAAAUUCAGGAAGCCUCAGAGGUUGACCUUCCAGCACUCUUUCACUAGAAGUAGUCUUUCUGAAGAUUUCUCAAGAAAGCUAUCCCCACUUAACACAUUAAUAUCCCCAUUACCUGUGUAUAGUAAUUUUUUAAAUAUAAUUUCUCUGCUUCCUGUUUUGAGUCUUCUUUUCUUUCAUUUUCUACUCUUUAGGUCUCCAUCUGAUCCAUGGGUACAAGUUUUUCCUUUUUUUCUGCUUAACAUUCAUUAAUAUACAUACCAUGACAGGUAUAUAUUAUGACACAUAUACAACAAAAUAGAUAGUUCUUAUAAUGCACAGUUUUAUCCUAUGUCCAAAACUGUGUGUCUGUGAGUUACAGGUAUAUAAUAUUAUUUUUAUAAGAAGUAUGCUUAUUCCUAAUGUGAAAAAGAUCCAGAAGAUUUAUUCUGAUGAAAUGUCCAUAGAGAAACAUUCAAGGACAAUAAUAAAAAGGUGUUGUUUAUUGAUUCUUUAUCAGGAUCCAACAGUGCUCUAGGCACUUUACAUAUAAAAACACACACACGCACAAAUUUCAGAGAUAUGUACUACUGGUUUCCCGUUUUACAAAUUAUGAAACUGAGGCACGAAGAGGUUUAUGAAGUUGCACAAGGUCACAGAUACAGUAAGCGGUGAAGGCGGAAUUCAAACACAGACAGCGUUGCCCCAGAGUACGCAUUAUUCGUCACUGUGCUGUGCGCUGUUUCCAAGGGUGUCCUGGGCCUUAAACAGGCACACACUGAGUGAGAAAGCUAACCAUUAUUUGGUCACUUGAAUGAUCCAAUUCCAACACCGACUAGCAUUUUUUAAAGUAACAUUGAUGAGCUUGGAGAUUGUUGUUUAGUUACAAAUAUAUAAACAGAAACAUCCAGCAGAAUAAAAUAAGAUGGGGUUUCACUGAUAGUGUCACAGACAGUUGGACUAGAAAGGAUUCUAAGAUCAUCUAGUUUGAAUCUUUAUUUUUCAAUGAGUAAAUUGAGACAGAUUUGAGACUAAAUCUAGAAAAUAUAGCAAAUAAAUAAAACUCAUACCUUCUUACACUGAGUUUGGAUUUUUUCUUUGAGUAUGUUUCUUUUCGGAAUCUGGAUAUUGAAGUUCUAAUUCUGACCACUCUCAGCGCCUAAGAAGUAUUACAUAUUAAACCCUCUUCUGUUGUCCUCUACCUCUCUUUACAGCAUCUAUUUUCUCCCCCAUGGCUACCCAGCUCACAUGCAAUGGAUUUGAAAAAUGCUGGCUGGUAAUGUACUAGUUGUUAGUUGUUAUAUGUCAGUUAACUUCAGUUCAAAAAUGUUUGCUGAAAAUAUAGAGUAUAUUGCAAGGGUACUCACCACAAAUACAACCAACUCAAGAUACUGACUGUACGUCAAUAAGGUAUAGAAAUGUGUUAGGAGUUGUGGGAUAACCAAAGUGAAAAUGGAGGGGACUAUGGAUCCUUAAGAAGAGACAUUCAAUCUAUGGCCCAAUACUUUGUACAGGGAAUAAUAUACUAAAUAAUUUCAUAGUUAUCUGAUACAUUUCAAAUUCCAGCCCCUUCAAAUUUAAUGGGAGAUUCAUAAAGACAGAAAAACAUUUGAGGCAUAAAGGACCAAACUUCUAAGAGUGGAAUAUCAUAAUAUUUAGUGAGAUAUUCCUAAAAAGGGGUUAUUUUUGGUGCUGUAUAGAUCAUAUUGUAAAGGGACUCACCACAAAUACUACCAGCUCUAAGUACUGAUUCUAUGUCAAUUUAUUUGUUUAGAGUUUAUCUUCAUCACUAGAGAAUGUUUCUUGAGAGCAGAAAUCCUUUCCCUCUUUGUCAUUGCUGAUCUCUGUGCCAAGCACUGUCAUGUUUUAAAAAAAGAGUAUUAAAUGAAUGAAAGGCUGUCGAACCUCUGACUGAUCUUCUCUAUAUAAGGUCCACUAAGAUUUAUAGACAGAACCUCGUAAUCAUAGGCCCAAUCCAGUCAUCUGAGAAUAAGUAGAAUUCUUAAGGGAAGACAUACUGGGAUCUUUGAAAGAGAAACUCAGUAGAUAUUUCUAAAUGUUUAUUGUGAAUAAGCCACAGUACAAGAUUAAUAGUGAAGAAGAGCUCCAUGACCUAAUGCAUAUAUUCACAGUGAUGUCCAUGAUUUCAUUACAGGUCUUGUUUUUCUGAGCUCUCAUCUCUGAAGCAGGUCUUAUAGAAGAGUAAAUGGGAUACAGUAACAGUGUAACAGAAUUUGUUCUCCUGGGACUCACUCAGGACCCUGAGGGCCAAAAAGUGUUAUUUGUCAUGUUUCUGCUCAUCUACAUUGUGACAAUGGUGGGCAACCUACUUAUUGUCAUGACUAUUAUUGUCAGCCCCUCCCUGGGCUCCCCCAUGUACUUCUUCCUUGCCUAUCUGUCACUUAUGGAUGCUGUUUAUUCCACUGCCGUUUCCCCCAAAAUGAUUCUAGACUUACUCUGUGAUAAAAAGACUAUUUCCUUCCCAGCUUGCAUGGGCCAGCUCUUUAUAGAACACUUAUUUAGUGGUACUGAGGUCUUUCUUCUGGUGGCAAUGGCCUAUGACCGCUAUGUGGCCAUCUGUAAACCACGGCACUAUUUGACGGUCAUGAAUCGACGGUUUUGCAUUCUCUUGCUGGUGGUGGCCUGGGUUGGAGGAGUUUUGCACUCUGUGAUUCAACUUCUCUUUGUGCACAGACUCCCCUUCUGUGGCCCCAAUGUCAUUGAUCACUUCAUGUGUGACAUGUACCCGUUAUUGGAACUUGCUUGCUCUGACACCUAUUUUAUAGGGCUCACUGUUGUUGCCAAUGGUGGAGCCAUCUGUAUGGCAAUUUUUAUCCUUCUACUAAUCUCCUAUGGGGUUAUCCUAAGAUCCCUGAAGACUCACAGUCAGGAAGGGAGGCACGAAGCCCUGUCUACCUGCAGCUCCCACAUCACAGUGGUUGUCCUUUUUUUUGUCCCAUGUAUCUUCGUAUAUGUUAGACCUGUUUCCAACUUUCCUAUUGACAAAUCCAUGACUGUGGUUUUUACAGUUAUCACUCCCAUGUUGAAUCCUCUGAUAUAUACCCUGAGAAAUUCUGAGAUGAAAAAAGCUGUGGAAAAAAAUCUGGAGUACAAAGUUAACCACAGGUAGAGUAAGAAUUUGUGUCCACACUGAAAAUAUCAUUGCUAAUUCUAAAGCAAAAUAUAGGCGAUAAAUGAUCACAAUGAUCACAAGGAGCGAUUAAGGCAAUUCAGUGGAUUCUCGAGGAAUACUUCUCUUUAUUGAUGCAAACACAUCCAAAAUGUAGAAUAAAUUACUCUUUGAGGUUAGAAUUAAACUAAUAGAGACAUUCUGGAGGCUGGAUGAAGGGCAUUUGUAUUUUUUAUUUUAUAAAUAAAAGUAAAACUAAGCUCACAUUGUAAUUUUAUUUUUCUCAGUACAUGCUGAAACAAGACUUAGAAGAAAUUCUUUUGUUUUUUUCCUUUUAAAAAGAGAAAAAAACAAGCUAUUUUGGAAAAUUUUGUAUUAUUCAAAUUAAUGAGAAAACAAUUAGGCCAAUCCUUAGAACAAAUUUCUGAGGCCAAAAGUACGGUUUUAAAAUUUUGCUCUUCAUUAUUCUAUUAGCACAACAGUUUUUUUUUAAGCUCCACUAUGUACUUUGUGUUUAAGAUUAUUUCUCUUCUUCUGGGCAAUGCCUAUGCAUUUGUAAUUCUGCAGAUUUUAGUGGGACAUGAUAUUGUGUUUGGUUUGAGACACCAUCGGUGAGCAAUUUUGGUAGAUAGGAUGUGGUUGAUGAAGAAAACUCAUUCUAGCUCUUGAUUAGAGGACAGAUAGUAUGCUCACGUGGGUUUGAAAAUAACAUUAAUCUAAGUUAUAAACAAUGUUUUCCUCAUUAGCAAUUAUGUGCAUUUUUGCAAUUCUUAAAAGAUUAGAUAGAGGUUCUGAUUUUAUCUCCAUGAAAUUGAAUUUAUGAAAAGAAAUGUGUUAUUUUACAUAAGCAGCAUGUUCUCUAAAAGUUGUAUUAAAUUUAAAUAUGUUUUAAUGUAAACACUUAGUAAUGAUUUGUUUUGGUAAAAAUAAAGUUUUGGUUUUUUCAUUUUCAUGUAAAAAAAAUGCUUUUCUCAGUCUACAGCCCAUCCAGACACAUCCCCAAACCAGAAAACAGAAAGAAUUUUCUUAACGUAAUAUGGAACAUAAUCUACUCUUAACAAGAUUUUACUUUUUUAACUAAAAGAAAGGUUUUAGAACUUUUCUUACUUUUGAUGUGUAAUUUUUCAUGUAUAUCCAGCAACAUAUGCAAUUAUUUAUAAAUCUUAUGGCCUCUUACCUAGUAUAUUAUCAAUAUCAUUGAAACUACCUGAUUGCUCUUCUCUGAUGACAUUUCUCCACCUCUUCUCAGAAGUAAUCCCAAUGCUAAGUUUUUAAUCACAAUUAAAAAUAGUUUAAUUAUGUAUGUAUGUAUCCUUAAUGUAUAUUGUUUAGAUUUUCUUAUUCUAGUAGUUUCCUUAUGGACUAUUUGGUAUUGUCUAUGUGUAGGAUUAUAUCAUCUGCGAAUAGGGAUAGUUUUGCCAAUUCCUUUUCAGUUUGGAUGCCAUUAUUUCUUUUUCUUGCCUUAUUGCUCUAGCUAGGACUUCCAGCACAAGGUUAAAUAGGAGUGGCAAUAAAGGGCCUCCUUGUUUUGCUGAUGUUCUAAGGGGGAAUGCUUUCAGCCUCUCUCCACUGAGAAUGAUGUUGGCUUUUGGUUUUGCAUAGAUGUCCUUUAUUAUGUUGAGGAAUUUCUCUACUAUUCCUAUUUUAUUGAGAGUUUUAUCAGGAAUAAGUGUUGAGCUUUAUCAAAUGUCUACUGUGUUAUGGGAUUUUUUCUUUUGUUCUAUUUAUAUGAUGGAUUAUGUUGAUUGAUUUUCUAAUGUUGAACCAACCUUGCAUAUCUGGUAUGAAUCUCACGUGGUAGGGGUGUAUUACUUUUUUAAUGUGAUGCUGAAAUCUAUUAGUUAGAAUUUUGCUGUGCAUUUUUGCUUUUGUAUUCAUGAGAGAUAUUGGUCUGUAUUUUUAUUUUUUAAAUUUGUGUGUUUUCCUGGCUUUGGUAUCAGGGUUAUACUGGCUUUAUAGAAUGAAUUUGGGAGAUUUCCUGCAUUCCUAUGCUCUGAAAUAGUUUGAAUAGCACUGGUGUGAUCUCUUCUCUGAACGUUUGGUAGAAUUCUCCAGUGAAGCUGUCCAGACCAGGGCUUUUCUUUGUUGGGAGUUUUUUAUUUUAUUUUAUUUUUUAUUUUUACCCCAUUCAAUCUCUUCUCUUGUUAUGCAUUUUUCAGAUUUUCUAUCUCAGUUUUUGUUAGUUUAGGUAGGUAGUGUGUUUCUAGAAAUUUGUCCAUUUCCUCUCGUUUCUCAAAUUUGUUGGAGUACAAUUUUUCAUAGUAUUCUGGUGUGAUAUUUAUUUUCGUUAUUUCUGUUGUAAAGUCUCUCAUCUCAGCUUAUUUGGGUGUUUUCCUCUUCUGCUUUUCUCUUGUCAGCUUGUCCAAUGGUUUGCCGAAUUUUUUGAUCUAUUCAAGCAGCGAAGUUUUUGUCUUGUUGGUUCUUUCUAUUUUUUUUUUUUUCCUGUUAUUUCAUUUAUUUCUGCUCCAAUCCUUAUUACUUCCUUUCUUCUCUUGCCUCUGGCCUCUUUUUGCUAUUCUCUUUCUACUUGUUUGAGUCAUAGUGCUAACAUUUUCAUUUUGAUUUGUCCUUCUAUUUUGAUGUGUGCAUUUAUUGCUAUAAGUUGACCUCUGAACACUGCCUUUGCUGUGUUGCAAAAGCUUCGAUAGGACAAGUUUACAUUCUCAUGUGAUUCUGGGAAUUUUUUGAUUCUCUCUUUUAGCCAAUGGUUUUUAAGCAAGAUGUUAUUCAGGUUUCAUGUAUUUGAUUUUUCCCUUGCUCUUCUUAUUGUUGUUUUCUACUUUUAUGGUGGUGUGAUUAGAGAGAAUGUUUUGUAUUAUUUUGAUGUUUUGGAUUUUAUUGAGGCUUGUUUUGUGCUAAAAUGUGGUCUAUUCUAGAGAAUGUUUCAUAUGCUUUGAAAAAAUGCACACUUCGCUGCUGUUUGGUGGAGUGUUCUACAUACACCUCUGAGGUCAGGUUGGGUGAUCAUGGCCUUUAGAUGUUCUGUAUUUUUGCUGAGUUUCUUUCUAGAUGUUCUGUCCUUCACCUAGUGAUGUGUUGAAGUCUUCUACUAUUAUUGUGGAACUGAGCAUUUCUUUUUUCCUUGCUCUUAGAAUUCCUUUUAUGUAUUUUAGAACCCUGUCAUUGAGUGCAUAGAUAUUUAUUAAGAUUAUGUGUUCUUGGUUGAUUGUCAUCUCAAUCAUUAUAUAAUGUCCUCCCUUGUCUAGAUGAUCGAUUUUACCUUAAAGUCUUAUUUAUCUGAGAGUAAUAUUGCUACACCUACUCUUUUUUGGUUACUGCUUGCUUGAUAUAGUUUUUCUUUCUUUUAAUUUUUAUUAUGUUUAUGUCUUGUGUCAAUGAUAUGUCUCUUGUAGACAACAUAUUGAUGAAUCUUUUUUUUUUAAUCCAUUCUGACACUCUCUGUCUCUUUAUGGGUGCAUUUAAGCCAUUAACAUUCAGUGUGAUUAUUGAUAGACAGGUAUGCAUUUAUUGCCUUCAUGUUGUGCUUUUCUUUUGUGGUGCUGAUGUUUUCUUUGUUGCUCUUACUUUCCUGUGCUGCGUUCCUUUUGUUUGUGGAUUUUCUUUCGUUUGUGUAGGUUUUGUGUUUACUGAAUUUUUGUGUGUUUCUUCUUUUUUUUAUUUGGAUGGUUAAGUUUGUUAACUUUCUUUGUGGUUUCCUUGAAAUUUCCCCAUAUCUUCCUAAGUCUGAAUCAGUUGUUUAUUGCUUGAUAUUGCCUUGACUUCCUCUCCAUCUGAAAAUUCUAUGUUUACCCCAUUUAUUCUCCUUUUUAUUGUUUUGACACUGUCAUCAUUUACUGAUUGACAUUUCUGUUUUCCUUUCUAAGUCUUUAGCUUUAUUUUAAUAUUAAGAGUUCUUUAUCUAGGUUAGUAUCUGGCUGAUGCUGACCUAUGUCCCAGACUCUGGUGUUGUCUGAUGUUGCUAGUUCUCUAACAUAAGGUCUGCCCUCAAUAUUUGUUUGGUUUUUUAGAAUUACCUCAACUUCUGUUUAUCUGGAUAUGUACUUAUUUUGCUAUUGUAUUGGAGAGUCUUGCAGGAUAUAUUAUUCUUAGUUUGCAUUUUUAUCAAUUCGAGGUUUUAUAUAUGUCAUCCUAUCACCUUCUUACCUGCAUUGUUUUUGCCAAGUAAUCAGAGUUUAAUCUUAUUUUUCCCUUUUAUAAGUGACUUUUCGUUUUUCUAGAUCUGCUUUCAGGAUUCCUUCUUUGUCUUUGGUUUUGGCAAGUGUGAUUAUGAUGUAUUGUUGUGACAUUCUUUUGUAGUUCAUCAUAUAUGGGGCUAUCUGAGCUUAUUAGGUGGUCAGGUUUUCUUCUUUCAUGAUAUUUGGAAGUUUUCUGUCAGUAAAUCUUCAACAACCUUCUCUAUGUUUUCCACUUUCUCUCCCUGUUCUUAUACUCCAAUCAUAUGCAAAUUUUUGCUCUUGAUUAUGUCCCACAUAAUUCUUAAUUUUUCUUCAUUGUCUUCUCUAAUUUUUCCUCAGAGAAAGUGGUGUACAUAUGUUUGCCUUCAAUAUAGUUGAUUCUGUCUUCUAUUGUUUCAAAUUUGCUUUUAACCUUCUAUUAAGUUGUCUAUUUCUGAACUUUUGUUAUCUUUUUGAUUUAGAUUUGCCUUUUUUUUUCUUUUGCAUGGUUUCUAAUUGUUUAUUUAUUGUGAUUUUCCUGAAUUCUUGUAUAUUUUUGUCUUUGUUUUCCUUGAUUUUGAGUAUGUUUUUGUUGGUUUCAUCUCUUUUUUUCCAUGAUUUUGUGAAUUUUUUCUUUUUUUUCCCCUGUGUUUUUCUUAAUCUCUUUCCUAAUGUCUUGGAAAGCUCUAAAUAUUGGUAUUUUGAAUUACUAGGUAGUUCCAUUGCCUUUUCUUCUACCAGAAGUUUAUCUGAUUCUUUAUUUUGGUCACUUGCUGGAGCCAUCUUGUCCUGCUGUCUCCAAGAUAUUAAAGUCUUAUUUUCGUUAUAUAUUGAUUGUAUAUUUAUUUGUUUCAUCCUGUUUUUCUCUUUUGUUUUCAUCUCAGGGUAGGUAGGCUGGACAUUCUUUGGUGCUUGCUUGUCUCUGGUAUGAUAGCUUUCACCACCUUCUCUGACUGGCAAGGCAACACCAGGCAGGGUGAGCCCACUUCUUUCUACGCUGAUUUGGUGAGGUGGGUGAAGGUAUACUGGGUGGGUGUUUUUUGCCUUCUGAUGUUGUUCCAGAGGUGUGCAAAUAUUCACAGCCCCUCACCAGUUGGGCGGGGGUGUCAGAUGGGGUGUGGUACAGGCUUACUUCCCACCAUUCAGCAAUUGGUUGAGUGGUGGUAGAGGACGUGCAAUGGAAAUCUGGGAUGGAGGUGUGCCUGAGUGUUGGGGGAUGCUCUAGCCUUGGCUGCUUUGUGGGGGCCCAAGUAAAAGGAGGGAAGCGGCAUAUGGGGCAGAAGGGUGAGGUAUGGAAAAGCUUGUAUUUCUGGUUACCAAGGGUUCUAUGUCCUGUUGUGAGCUCUGUGAAGUUGCUUUCCCAUCUUUCCUGUCUGAGCUCGUUGCUGGCUGUGCUUCAAGAUGGCAACACUGUUCACAUUUGUUGACAGGGGGCCUCCACUUCGUGUAUCUCCUAGAUCUCUGUUUUCUGUCAGUAUCUUCUCUCAUUCGGUAUUCUUUAAAAUAAUUUUUCUUGUGCUUUAAGUGAAAGUUUACAAAUCAAGUCAGUCUGUCACAUAUAAACUUAUAUACACCUUACUACAUACUCCCAUUUACUCUCCCCCUGAUAAGUCAGCCCGCUCCCUCCUUCCAGUCUCUCCUUUCAUGACCGUUUUGUCAGUUUCUAACCCUCUCUACCCUCCCAUCUCCCCUCCAGACAAGAGCUGCCAACACAGUCUCAAGUGUCCACCUGAUACAAAUAGCUCACUCUUGAUCAGCAUCUCUCUCCAACCCCUUGUCCAGUCCCUUCCAUGUCUGAUGAGUUGUCUUCAGGACUGGUUCCUGUCCUGGGCCUACAGAAGGUUUGGUAAACAUGACCCCCGGGAUACUUCUAGUCUCAGUCAGACCAUUAAGUCUGGUCUUUUUAUGAGAAUUUGGGGUCUACAUCCCACUGUUCUCCUGCUCCCUCAGGGAUUCUCUGUUGUGCUCCCUGUCAGGGCAGUCAUCAGUUGUGGCUGGGCACCUCCUAGUUCUUCUGGUCUCAGGAUGAUGUAAGUCUCUAGUUCAUGUGGCCCUUUCUGUGUUGGGCUCAUAGUUAUCGUGUGACCUUGGUGUUCUUCAUUCUCCUUUGAUCCAGGUGGGUUGAGACCAACUGGUGCAUGUUAGAUGGCCGCUUGUUAACAUUUAAGACCCCAGAUGCCACACUUCAAAGUGGGAUGCAGAAUGUUUUCUUCAUACAAUUUAUUUUGCCAAUUGACUUAGCAGUCCGCUUAAGCCAUAGUCCCCAAACCCAUGCCCUUGCUCCACUGACCUUCGAAGCGUUCAGUUUAUUCAGGAAACCUCUUUGCUUUUGGUCCAGUCCAGUUGAGCUGACCUUCCCUAUAUUGGGUAUUGCCCUUCCCUUCACCUAAAGUAGUUCUUAUCUACUAUUUAAUCAGUAAAUAACCCUCUCCCACCCUCCCUACC